AUGAGCUAUCGUUGGCUAGCUCUUGACAAGAUUGUGCCAGGAACUUAUUGUAAUGCCCAGGGCAUAAUGAUUAAUAUUGGGGAUGUUGCAUCAGGCUUCUGGGCAAUGGUGAUCUGCAUUCACUCGUACUUUCUCGUAGUCCACUCGUACGAACACAAAAAUUUAGUUCCUGUAGCGAUGGCCGUUAUAUGGCCGUUAAAUAUCUUUAUCGCAUUUGCUGGCCUUUUAAUUUCAACACCUGCGGUACCGUUUUUCAACGCUUCUGGAUCAUGGUGUUGGAUAUCUGAGGCACACUCGAUAUAUCGUAUUGCGUUUCAUUAUGGCCUGAUUUUACUCAUAGCGACUGCAAUGUUGUUGAUAUAUAUAAUGAUGUUUAUCGUGCUGUACAAGAAACAAGUGGCUCUCCGCAAAGUGAAUAGAAGCAACAAGGUUUUACAGAAUGUUGCAAAAAAGUUGAUUUGGUAUCCAUUCGUUUACAUGAUGCUAGUAUUACCUUUGGGUUUACAACGACUGGCUGCAAUGGGAGGAAAAGAAUUUCCUGCACAAUACCUAGUAGUCGCUGCUUGUAUAUUCACAUCUGCCGGAACCGUCAAUGCAGCAAUAUAUGGCAUAACUCGCAACAUAAUAUCAGUGAAACCCGUAUUUGAAAUUAUACCAACCAUUAAACGUCGAAUUACUAUUAACGAAGGAGCAUCACGGUUAGACAUACCAGUGCAUACGACAAUCAUUACUGUUGUCACGACAACUACCGUUGAGAGCAGUAGAACCAGCACUUUGAUAAACUCUGACGGGAUUAAUUUGGAAGAGAACGCAACCGUGAAAGCAAACCAGGAAGAUAUGGAAGGACUGGUAGACGUAGAACUAGACACAAAAGAAACGCCAAAUUGA
Molecule: messenger RNA, 888 nt
Organism: Paraglomus brasilianum
Lineage: Eukaryota; Fungi; Glomeromycota; Glomeromycetes; Paraglomerales; Paraglomeraceae
Source: the annotation of a GenBank genome assembly